AUGCCAGCCCUCUCCAUCACUUCAGUCCUACAAUCCACCAAGACUCGCUCUUCAGUUCCUAUCCAAGAUGACGCAGUCUCGAAGCGCACUGAGCGUGUAAGUGAUAAGAAGACAUUGGUGCCAAGCGCUCACAUUACUAGUCGCUACGAUGUGUACGAUCUCGUUGCUCGCACUUCUACUGUCCAUGUGUCCGAUCUGGAAUUCAUCGACAACUGGGCAAGAGCCUCGGUAGCGGUCAUGCCAUCCUCUUCUGCAUUUACGGAGCUCCCGGUUUCGAAUGUCAUUCGUCUCAGUAUCACGCUCAAGCUUCCAUUGGCUUUCUUCCGGUCAGUGGAGCGACUCUUAGGCAACGAUCCUGGAUCCUCAGACACAGAAUCGGCGGCUCAACAAGCAAGCCUUUGGCAGCGAUUGGGCUCUACGCUCGGUCGGUUCAAAGCUCUCAAGAAACUGGACUUGUGGUUGGACCAUAAUGAAACCCAAUACUGGGCCGUGGUCAACGAGCGUUUAACCCUCGAUCCUCUCCUCGCGCAGCUAAAAGGUCUUUGCGACCUUGAAGUUACCGUUACGCUACCUAUGCUUCACCCAAGAUUCGAAAAGGACGAGCGGCACUACAUCGACGAAAACCCUUCAACGAAUGCCCGUAUUCGAUCGGUGAUCAACGCCAUGACACUUAAACGCGAAGAGGCAAUACCUGCUUAUCUCGACGAACGUGCGCCCAACGGUGUCGUACCCGUAAGUGCCGCGUCUCUAUACUUGUUUAAUCUUAGUAUACUGAACCAUCAAUGCAAAAACAUCGACGACCUAGCUGCCUUCAUUCAUGGUUACAAGCAGCUACAACACGAUACCAUCCACCUCCGAAGUGAGCUCGCGGGGCGCGAUCAUACACAUGCACAAGCUAUUACUCAACUUCGACAGGCUUCAGAACACCAGAACGCCGAGCAUGCUGCUACAAUCACAUCCAAGGACGAGGAGAUGCAGAUACUGCGACGAGAGAAAGAGAGUCUGAGAGAAGGCAUCGAAGACUUGCAGUUUGAUGUCGUCCCAGUCAAUGACGAGGUUGCCAGGCUGAGAAUAGAGAACGCGAAGCUUCGGCGUGCGGCGACUCUACGCGCUUUCGAGAUCAAAGGCUUACAUAUCAGGAUCAAGGAUUGCAACAAGAGUCUUGAGAGCUACAAAAAGUGA
Messenger RNA from Alternaria metachromatica, 1182 nucleotides. RefSeq lists its product as uncharacterized. NCBI's taxonomy places the organism in Eukaryota, Fungi, Ascomycota, Dothideomycetes, Pleosporales, Pleosporaceae. Bases 1 to 1182 code for a protein of 393 amino acids. The record is from RefSeq and is a predicted model, not a curated record. The transcript has 3 exons.